Molecule: messenger RNA, 747 nt
Organism: Hibiscus syriacus
Lineage: Eukaryota; Viridiplantae; Streptophyta; Magnoliopsida; Malvales; Malvaceae
Exons: 2
Coding region: 126-518 (130 amino acids)
Source: RefSeq, a predicted model, not a curated record
GCAAUUAUAACGCGCAAAACGCAAGAAAACGUUCGAUUUCCUGUGUAUCUAAAGUUGGGUUUUAUAAAUAAACGGGAGGAAAAGGAUGAUAUCCUUCACAUCCAGCAAGGAGAAGUGAUCUUACGAUGAAUACCUCCAGCCGACAAAAGUUUCCCCUUGUCUCUCUCUUUGGUAAACUCCAUUGUCGCACUUCCCUCAACCGGAGAGGAAAGUCGAAAAACCUUCGCCCGCGUAUGAAGCGGCUGCAAACGGAGAUGGAAGAAAUAAGUCGGGAACAAAGAAAGAUCAAGGAAGAGCACAGACAACUGAGAGAAAAAUUUGAAGCCGUGGAAAUGGAAUGCGAGCAGCUUCGGAAGAAAACUAAUUUGGAAUGCGAGCAGCUUCGGAAGAAAACUAACAUGAUAAUGCAGCAGAGCAUGAGCACCAAUCGAGGGAGCAAGAGGACAUGGAAACUACAGUGGCGGAAGGGGCUAUGGCCGGAGCAACAAUCGAGGACUAUAUUUCAACCGAGGAGGUGAUGGAUAUCCCCACAUGGGAAAUAGUAGAUUAAAUUCAGAUUUUCCUGUGCUUUUGUCUUUGUUUCCAUGCACAGAGCUUGUUAGAGCCAGGUCCAACUCUCGUUAAAAUUUAUAUAUUUGAUAAUAGUAUUUUGGUUUAUAUAAAAAAAUAAAUAUUUAAAUUUAAAAAUAUAAAAAAAAAACUAUUAAAUAUGUAAUCAAGUAGGGGCCGAAUUAAAGAAUGAUAAGU